This is a messenger RNA of Plectropomus leopardus (leopard coralgrouper), 4566 nucleotides long. RefSeq names its product remodeling and spacing factor 1a (gene rsf1a). Gene Ontology annotation, molecular function: histone binding. Gene Ontology annotation, cellular component: RSF complex. Lineage: Eukaryota; Metazoa; Chordata; Actinopteri; Perciformes; Serranidae. Gene Ontology annotation, biological process: negative regulation of DNA-templated transcription. The record is from RefSeq and is a predicted model, not a curated record.
GAUGGCUGCUCCGGUGGUGGUGAGGAGCUCCGGCCCGGCGCUCUGCCCGAGCUUCGCGGAGGUCUGCUCGUUUCUGGAGCGGUACGGAGCGGCUCUGGACCUGCCCGAGAUGACUUUCCCGCAGAUGGAGAGGUAUCUGCGGGACACAACGGCAGUUCCUAAACCCCUUGUGGAGCUCCAUGUGAAGCUGCUUAGAAAACUGGGGAGGUCUGUGACUGCAGACCGCUGGGAAAAAUACCUGGCCAAGGUCUGCCAGGAGUUGAACAGUACCUGGGCAUGGGAGCUGGAACAGAAGGGCUACCAGGAGAUGUCCAUGGAGUGCAAGUCAUGUAUCCUCAAAUAUCUCUGCGAGUGUCAGUUCGAUGACAACCUAAAGUUCAAGAUGGCAAUUAAUGAGGAGGACCCAGAGAAGAUGCGUCUGCAGCCCGUAGGUCGGGACCAGCAGGGCCUGAUGUACUGGCUCCAGCUGGACCAGGAGCAGAACAUCCGGCUGUACACAGAGGAGCAGGACGAUCUGGACGGAUCCACCUGGAAGUGCAUUGUCAGGACUCGUAAUGACCUGGCUGAGGCUCUGGAGCUGCUGAAGGCCCAGGUUGAACCAAAACAGAAUCAGGACCAGGACCAGAACCAGAACUUGACUGGAUCCAGGAGUGCCAGCCCUACAGAGAAAGAUUCAGUCUUAAGGGAUGAGGCCAUCGGAGGCACCAAGCCCCAACCCUCCAAGACCACAGAGGAGCACAGUGAUAGUAAGAAGGUUGACCUUGUAAAGGAAGAGGAGCCUGCAUCACAAGUGAUAAAGCAGGAGGAGAUGCAGCCUACUAAGCAGGAAAAACCUGAAGCUGAGGUGAAAGAAGAGAAGAAAGACCACAAAUCCUCUCCUGUCUUUGAUAACCGCGUGAGCACGAUCACCACCAUCAUCAAAUCAGAACCCAGGGAUGCUGACGCUCCCAAAAAUGCUGUCUCUGUCGUGAUGGCACCAGGUACAACUGUGACAAAACAGGGAAUGAACAAAGAAGAGGAAGCAGAGCGGGCAGUUGUCAGGAGCAACCAGCAGGCCAAGAUACCACUGAAGAAGAGGGGGGUUAAAUUGGGGAAAGCGCGCUACCACAGCAACCACCUCAACAACAGUAACAGCAGUAGUAUUAUUGUUUGUAACCCAUCUGUGAUCCAGACCAAGGAUAGCCAUGGAAAAGAGGCAAAAUUGCAGAGCUCGUUAGCACCCCCUGGUGGUCCAGCUGCCUUACAAACACAGCAGCAAAUAGUGGUCUCUGCAUCGAGGCAAGAACUGAGCAACGGGAGAGCGUCUCUCUCAUUGCCGCACAAAGAGGGACAAAAUGGAGUCAUAGGAGUGAUAGGUCAAGUUGGCGUUAUAGGUCAUGUAGGGGUCAUCCGCAGCCCUUCUGAGCGUCACAGAGCCCCUGGUGUUGAGCCCCUGGAACAAAAUGGGCCCAGUUUAGACCACCAGGGCUCCAGAGCUGUGGAGGAAGAGAGGGAGGUGAGCCGGCAGUCAGUGCUGGUGAGGAAGGGAGCGGUUGAUGGGGAGACAGCAGCAGCAGCAGUUAUUGCUCCUCCUCAAACAGCCAGAAAACUACGUUUGUCAUCCUUAAAAUCUGAUCCACUGCUUGAGGAUGCAGAGACAAAAGUGGAUUAUCUUAGCAUGUCCUUACUGUCUCAGUCCACAGAGGACCCCAAAAGACAGGCAGUAGAAGACCAGGGUAAAAAAAUAUCAGAGGAACAGUUAGACAGGGAGACAAAAACUGGGCACAGCAGUCAUCUACAGAAGAAAGACAGCCAGGACGAGGGGGAUGAGAGGAGAAAAGAAGCAUCUGAGCAACCUGUGGCAGGAGGGGGAAGUAAUGAUGACCAUGAAAAGAAUAAAAGCACUUUAGGAAAGUUGAAGGCAGAAUCAGGGAGCAGCGCUCAACUUCUAAAAGCAGACCAGCAAGAUAAAAAAGACCAGCAGGGAGACGGGGUCAACGGUGGGUUGGCUGCCCAGGUUAAGGGGAAGGACGCUGGGCUCGUAUCAGGGGAGAGGAAGGGUCCCCUGGAGGAAGCUUCCUCUGAGCUCCAGAAAGAAGGAAUCAGGUUAAAAAUCAAGAUUCCUCCACACCGGAGAAACAAGUUAAAGGGGAAAGGGGGAACAGAGGAGGAGAAAGAAAGGGAGCAGGAGGUGCACAUGGAAGGGAGGCCACUGAGGAGAUCUGCAAGGAUUUGCAGGCCGAGCUCAAAGGCGGCUGAAAGCCAGGGAAAGAAACCACAAAAAAAACAAGCACUGCCCACCAGAACGAGGGAAGAAGAGGAGGAGGAGGGAGAAGAAGAGGAAGAUGAAGAGGAGCGGGGCUCCACUACAAAGAAAGACAGAAAAACAGAACAUGUCGGGCAAAUUAGGAAACAGAGGGGUAGACGGAGGCAUCGACGCCCCCGAUGGUCCAAUAUUCGUACUAAGAGACGCAAAUUGAAUGAGGAAGAGGAGAUGGAGGACAGAGGGAGGAAACGAGGAGAGGGGGAGAGCGAAGGAGGGAGCGACUCAGAGGAAUCGUGUAGAUCAGAGGAGAUUCCCAGUGAGGAUGCCUGCAGUCACUGUGGCCUGCCCAACCACCCAGAACUGAUCCUGCUGUGUGACUCUUGUGAUAGUGGAUACCACACUGCCUGCCUGCGGCCGCCGCUCAUGUUGAUUCCUGAUGGAGAAUGGUUCUGUCCACCCUGCCAACAUAAGCUGCUGUGUGAGAAACUGGAGGAACAACUGCAGAACCUGGACAGUGCUCUGAAGAAAAGAGAGAGAGCAGAGAGGAGGAGGGAGCGGCUGGUGUACGUGGGAAUCAGUGUGGAGAACAUCAUCCCCGAGGGGGAUGAGGGGGAAGAGGAGUCUGCCAGGUCGGCAAAGAAGAAAGAUUCCAAAAAGAGCAAAAAUCUGGGGAGGAGAUCAACCAGAACCAGGAAGCACAUCAGCUACAGGUUUGAUGACUUUGACGAUGCCAUUGAUGAGGCUAUAGAGGAGGACAUCAGAGACCUCUGUGGAGGUCGAGGCAGAGACAUCACUGCUAUCCUGACAGAGGAUGGGAAGGAGAGCCAGCGGCCAAUCAGAAGCCAGGCUCCCUCUGCCAGGAACAGGAAGAAGCGGAGACUAAACGACCUGGAAAGUGACAGCACGGCAGCAGAGAGUGAAGACGAGUUCAUGCUCAGCAAUAGCUCAGAGGAUGAAGAUUUUGGUGCAUCAGGGGCUGACGAUGAUGAGGAGGACGAUGAAGAUGCGGGCAGCGACAUGGGUAGCUUGGACAGUGGGACCCGCCCCAGACGAGCGGUGAGAGGGGUACCUAAGCAUCGACCCAGCAGGACCCAGCGCAGAGGCAGGAAACGACUGAGACGGCGGAGGAGGCGUUCCUCGGAGGAAGAGGAGGAAGACAGUGAUGAAGAAAUGGGCUCGGAUCAGUUCAGUGACAUGACUGACAGCGAUGCUGACAAAAAAAGGCGGGGUCUGAGGCGUGGCCAGCGCCAGCAGGUGAACUACCGCGAGACGUCAGAAUCGUCCGAUAACUCUCGGGCUUCUGCCAAGAAGGUCAAUGUCAAACCUCGAGGCAGACCACGCAAGGAGCAUCUCUCGAGCGACUACAGCGAUGUGUCACCUUCCUCCAGAGACUCAGAGGAGGAAGAUGAUUAUGAAGAUGAAGAAGAAGACAACCAGAGAAGAAGAGUGACCAAGAGGAGAAGAGAGGAGGGAGACCUUCGGGGACGCAGGACGAGAGAAAAGCGGAAGAGAUUCGAACACGACGACGACGAGGAUGAUGAGAGAGAGAGGGGGAGACGGCUGAGAAGGAAACUAUCAGAGAAGGAAAAGGACAAAGACAAACGGAGGAGGUUAAAGAGGACAGAAAGAGAAGAGGAGGACCCGGAGAAGAUGGGCAGGGGGAAGAGGAGAGAGAUACUGUCACAGCAGCGGCGCAAACGGCUCGCUCAGAUGCUGAAGAAAAGGCGACCCUCAACGGACGAUGAGGAUGAGGAAGAGUCGGAGGAAUCAGAGUCAUCAUCAGAAGAGGAUCGUCCAGUCCGCAAAAGACUAAACCGCAUCGACUCUGAUGAUGAAGAUGAAGAGGAAGAAGAGGAGGAGGAGGAGGAGGAGGAGGGAAGGCAGAAGAUGACAAUGAAGAAGUGUUCAGCAGGGGAGAGGAGGGGCGACAGUGACACUCAGGAAAAGGGGAGAGGCCGUAGCCUGUCUCCGUCAAACGGACAUCGGACGUCCAGAGGCCCGGCGAAGCCUGGGGCUGGAAGUUCCACUGUGCCCAGGGACAGCGCAGGAUCAGGCAGGCAGGGCAGGCACAAUGGCCCUUUACAUCCAGAGGAGGAGGAGGAAGAAGAGGAGGAGGAGGAGGGCCAGACAGACUCAUUAAACUCUGUCCAGAACAGUCCACAGUCAUGAUGGCUGUGUUUGUGUGAAUAACGCUCGCUUCUUUGUUUUUUCUUUUAACUGUCAGGCCUUUCACCCACAAACCACCUUUGGAACUGGAUAUCUCUCCCCCUCCACCUCCCCCCCUUCUUACUCUGCCGUCUUGCUCUUUCCCCUCGCUUGUG